GUAGCCUACUACUUCAGUCUCGUCUUUCUCCCCCUCCGUACCUGGGCAAGAGCCCGGCGUUUGGCUGAAAGGGAGGGGGUCUGGUUAUCCCACUGUGCCGCUUCUCACAUGAGCUCUUCAGAGCGGGAAGGGGAGCCGGUUUGAUCAUAAUCGGAUGGAGCUCCUGUCGUUUUUUUCCCCUUCCGGCACAAUUCUAAACGUUGAAGCAAUAAAAUUAAGACCUGUCUCCAAUGUGAGUUGAUUACUGUGGAAAAAUCAAAGAUUUGUGAGUUUUGGAAUUGGCAACUAGGAUCAAUUGGAGAACAGCAAGCAUACUACAAAUACAAUGCUGCAGCAAGCAGAAACUGACUGUGAGAGCAGAGAAAAUGAAGAUGCACAGGAGGUAGAAGAUUACAUUUCCAAAAACAGAAAGCUGGUGGGGAAAGACUAUUGUACCCAAGAGUUGCGGGAGGAGACUCCAGGGAGAGAAGAAACACGUAUUGACCCACCUGAUGGCCAGCAAGACUCAGAAAAUGAGAAAAACAAAGAAAAAACUUUAGGAAAAGAAGUAUUGUUACUUAUGCAAGCUUUAAACACACUUGCUACUCCAGAAGAAAAACUAGCAGCACUCUGCAAGAAAUAUGCUGAUCUGCUAGAGGAGAGCCGAAAUGUUCAGAGACAAAUGAAGAUGCUGCAAAAGAAACAAGCACAGGUUGUAAAAGAGAAAGUGCACCUGCAAAGUGAACAUAGCAAAGCAAUUCUUGCACGUAGCAAACUGGAAUCUCUGUGUCGAGAAUUACAACGGCAUAAUAAGACUCUCAAGGAAGAAAAUAUGCAACAAGCCCGUGAAGAGGAAGAAAGACGUAAAGAAGCAACAGUACAUUUCCAGAUUACGUUAAAUGAAAUUCAGGCACAGCUAGAACAGCAUGGUGUACACAAUGCAAAACUCCGCCAAGAAAAUAUUGAACUAGGGGAAAAACUGAAGAAACUUGUGGAACAGUAUGCACUUCGAGAAGAACAUAUGGAUAAAGUCUUCAAGCAUAAAGAACUUCAACAACAACUGGUGGAUGCCAAGCUUCAGCAGACUACACAACUUAUAAAAGAAGCUGAAGAAAAACAUCAGAGGGAGAAAGAUUUUCUGUUAAAAGAAGCUACCGAAUCUAGACACAAAUGUGAACAGAUGAAGCAGCAAGAAGCCCAAUUAAAACAGCAGCUUUCUCUUUACAUGGAUAAAUUUGAGGAAUUCCAGACAACUAUGGCAAAAAGUAAUGAACUUUUCACAACUUUCAGACAAGAAAUGGAAAAGAUGACCAAAAAAAUAAAAAAACUGGAAAAAGAAAUAGUCGUGUGGCGUACAAAAUGGGAAAACAACAACAAGGCUCUCUUGCAAAUGGCUGAAGAAAAGACAAUUAAAGACAAAGAAUACAAAGGUUUCCAAAUAAAACUGGAGCGUUUGGAAAAGCUAUGUAGAGCUCUUCAAACAGAAAGAAAUGAGUUAAACGAGAAGGUGGAAAUUCUUAAAGAACAGGUUUCUUCAAGAGAAGCAGAUGUGGAUCUAGCUAUACCUAUAUUGCAAUCAUGCAUGCUCAACUCUCAUGAGAAGCUGGAAAUUUCUAUUAAUAAAGAACAAGAAGGAAUCCAACCAGAUAUCGAAACAAGAGUGGCAAACAAAGGCUCUGAAAAGACUGUCAAUUUGGUUUCCAUUCCUACCACAGAUUUUGUUGAUUAAAAUAUAAACACUGUAUUAAGAGAUAUAUUUUGUGUAUAACUUUAACUGGUGGUGGUAACUAUUAGUUUUGUGGUGAAAAUUUUCUUACUUUUUCUACCAUAUCUGUAUUUUCUUAAAACAGAACAGAAUUUGCCUGGUACAGGAAGCUGCAUAGCAGCUUUGAAUAGCUUAUCUAUAAAAAGAAUCCACAACUGUAUUGCACAUUUGCAUUUUUUUUUUACAAAAGAACCCCACUAAGGAUGCAUGCAGUGUUUUCUUCUUAUCCAGUAAUGCAUUACUGUAUCAUCUAAGACCCACAUAAUUUUGUCAUCAUGUUAAGGGAACAACUUUGAUCAGUGUUUGAUUGAACUUAAAUCUGUGUAGUAAAUUAAAAUUUAAAGAUGAGGUGAGAUUACCAAGCAGUCCAGUAAAAUACAAUUUGGUGUGUGACUGGCCAUACUGAUAAGAAAAAUCUUACAGGGUUUAGUGUAGCUGCUAACUUGCCUACAACUAUGCUUUAACUUUGCAACUGGAAAAACAGGGUGUACAAUUCAUAUUUCUCAGGAUUGUCUGAUAGUCAGUAUAAAUUAAAUAACUGUUGUCAUUUCUGUUAUAUUGAAGGAAUUAAGGCAGAAAACAAACUCUGGAUAAUUUGUCUAAAUAGCCACUAACUUAAAUCUGGAUGUAUUUUGAAUGCACUACUUUUGUCGCAAUGUUUUUUUUAAAAAUGAGCUGUAAUAUAAAAACUACUGUCAUCGUUGCAGCUUAUUAAAUGCAACAAGAUUUUAGUUAGUGGUUGCUAGAUCAAAAUAUAUAAUCUAUGGAGGCAGGGUUUUCUGGGAAUUCUUUUGAUUUGAUCCUACUUAUUAGUGUGAAAUAGUGAACAUAUAUAAAUGCAUCAUCACUUAAGAAUGCAGUGAACCACACUCAGUACGGGAAAUCCUAAAGUGUAUAUUUCACAGGAUACACAUUCUUAUAAAAACUGGUCUGUCCAUGAUAAAGUGUAUAAAUUAUAUAAUUUAUCUAAUCCAAAAUACAGGAAAACAUUCUGGUCUCAAACAUUACUUUUGUAAAAUGAAAAAUUUUACUAGACAAACAUAUACAUAAAUGGAAGUGCCUUCUGAUAUCUAAGUUACCUGGAAUUGGCACUUCAGUAUUUAUGUUGCUAAUAAAUGCACAGCAUACAAGACUCCACUUUUUGUACUAUGGUUAGAAUUAUGAAUGUAGGUCAGUUGCAAAAGUUUAUGUAUCUCCCAUGAUCUGAUUUUUUUUUAAAGAAAAGAGGGACCAAAAGAGUGCUGCUAGGUUACAAGCUGCUGUUAACUCUGCCUACAUGUAUCAGCUUUCUAGUUCUAUUUGGAGAAAUGUAAAAAAUACUGAAUUCUGGUACCUAGUUUAGAUUCACUUUCUUGAAGCUUUUCUUAUUUAAGCACAUUAUUGAUAAAUUCUCUCUUUAUCUGCUUGUGUACUCUUCUUACAGUUUAGUUGCAAAUUAUUUGAAUUUGAGCUUUACUGAUGUAUUAGCCUUUUUACCUAUUACAAUAUACAAUAUCCUAAUUGAAAGAAAGAUUGAAGAACACUUUUGGGAUAUUUAUACUUUUAAGCAAAAACAAUUGACAUUAAUAGUAGACUUGGAAAGUCCUGAAUUGGAAA
Molecule: messenger RNA, 3340 nt
Organism: Pseudonaja textilis
Lineage: Eukaryota; Metazoa; Chordata; Lepidosauria; Squamata; Elapidae
Source: RefSeq, a predicted model, not a curated record